AUGUCAAGACGUCUCAAUAAUUGUAAACUUCCAAUAUUAGCGUUUGUUACGAUAAUAUGCCUAACCUCUUUGUACUUCAACUACAAUUCUGAAAAUACAUCAUCGAUUGAAAGGAUAAAAUCAAACUCAGAAUCCAUGCCAGUGUCUGAAUUUAAUGACGGGAAUAAACCGAUCAAAAAGCCUCCGAUAUUCGACUCAGCGACCUCACAUCCUCCAGGCUUGCUAGUUCCGGGCAGUGACAAGAUUACAGAAAAAUCUCGAUCAAAAUUCGCGAUCGAUCCAGUGUCUAAAAUUAAAGCGGGAAAUAAAUGGAUCGUCGUCACAACUAUUAGUUUGCCAACGGAAGAUGUCAAGAGACUUGCAUCAUUUGUGGAUUGGAACUUGGUAGUGGUUGCAGAUAUCAAAACUCCGCUAGAUUGGAAACUGGAAAACGUUCACUUCUUGUCUGUGCAAUUUCAAAAGCAACUGCCUUUUUCCCUGGUUUCAUCACUGCCUUAUAAAUCUUACAAACGGAAAAAUAUUGGAUAUUUGUAUGCAAUAUCUCAAGAAGCUGAAUGGAUUUAUGACACUGAUGAUGCCAAUAAACCUUAUGGGUUAGGAUUGAAUCAAUUGAAUUUCCAAGAAACCAUUUCUGGGAUGCGGUUUCGACCAAAAAAUGGAAACUACAGAAAUACGACAACGUCUCUUCAACCCUUAUCGAUUUUAUGGGAUGGAUCAAAUGUGGCCAAGGGGGUUUCCGUUAGAACACUUUGAAAAACACACUAAUGGAAAUGAAACUCUUUCUUCAUGCUAUCAGAUGAAGCGAGCAGCCGUGCAACAAGGAUUGGUUCAUCACGACCCGGACGUUGACGCCAUUUAUAGAUUGAUACAUGCUGAUUCGAAAAACGGCUUGGACAUCAAAUUCAACAAAUUCGCACCCCCUAUCACUUUAUCAGUUGGCACAUAUUCUCCCUGGAACUCGCAGAAUACUAUGUUCCACAAAUCAGCUUUUCAUACUUUGUUUCUUCCAACGACAGUUUCUUUCAGAACCACUGACAUCUGGAGAAGCUUUAUUUCUCAAAAAAUACUACAUCUAUCGGGGUUGACAGUAUCGUUUGUGCCGACAAACGCUGUUCAAUUUAGAAAUGCUCAUAACUAUUUAAAAGAUUUGAAAGAUGAGAAACAAGUUUAUGAAGAUUCUGGUAGAAUGAUUGAAUUUUUGCAUAAUUGGAAUUGCUCCACAAGAAAUUCCACUCGAAGUUGUAUAAUUGAGAUGACCAAUGAUUUGGUGACAGAGAAGCUUCUGGGAAAAGAAGAUGCAAAAUUGAUGGAAAUGUUUUUGAAUGAUUUAACUGAAAUGGGGUUUACGUUUCCAGUUUUGCUUGAGCAUAACUACCUGGAUCCAUACGCUCCAACAACAAAUGAAACCUAAAGAGAAGUCAACUGCCGAAGAAUGCACUUGGAGUUUGAAAUUGUAGACCCAAAUAAGAAAGUUUCAGAGGUCACUGAUAAGUCCAAACAAAAGCUAGAUUACUUUGGGGACAUCAUCAAAUGGUGCGAGGAAACUGGAGAAUCAAUUGUCUCAACCAAUUUUUCUUCUCCAAAACAACUGCAUGACCAACAUAAAAAAUCGUAUGUACUGCAGAAGCAGAUGAACAGCGUAUUGAUUGUGGUUAACAAUUUCCCUUGGAAGUAUGGUAUGGGCUUGAUACAGCGACUUUAUCAACCAUACUUCGCCAUGGUGAUUUUCUGUGGUCCAUGGUAUCCUGCACAGUUUUCCGAUGACACAAAUUUCACAUCAACUAUUUCUCCAAUUAACUAUAUUCAUAUGAAUCCAGCUGAAAUUGAUAAUGGAUUCCAUUCAUACCAUUGUGCCACACUUGUAUAAGAAUUAGGAAUACAAAAUGUUGAAGGGUAUUUUCUGAUGGGAGACGAUACUGUGUUUAAUAUUUGGCAACGGAUCGAUUUUUCACGAGUUCAUCAUUUAACUGGUGUUACAUUUGAGAAAAGUUCGGAAUGGUGGCAGUCUGUAGAUAUUGGAAUGGACGCAGCAAAGAAUGUUGUGAGGUUUGUCAACAUCAGUACAGACCCAAAAAUUAUUGAAACAUGGAACAUUUUUGAAGCCAGACUAAUAAAAAAUGGAUACCUCCCAGAUGGUGUAUCGGUGAAUGAUGAGAUGACAUCAGGACAUGGAAGAAGUUUCUCUGAUUUCUUCUACAUCCCAGCAUCUGAAAUCGAUUAUUAUGCAAGUCUAAUGAGAAUUUUCUACGCGAACAAACUAUUUUUGGAGAUAGCUGUGAACAAAUUUCUCAAGUCUGUCAAUUAUCAAACCUCUCUGUCCGGAAUUUCUAGUUAUCUAUGGGUAAACGACAGGGACCACUGGGAUUCAUUCUACAGUAAAGACAUGGUUGCAAUGCAUCCGGUGAAAUUAAGCACUUUAAAAAUGUCUUACACAAAUAGAACAAGGUACUGCACAACAAUAGUUCAGUCGUGGGCUGAUAUCAUAAUAUCAGGAUCUCAUGAUUUCAAAGUGAAAGCUGAUGACGAACCGAAUAUGAAAAAAGGAUACGUUCAAUUUUUUGAAUCAAUUUUGACAGUUUGUGUUGUUUUAUUUUCUUUUCAUAUUUAA
Molecule: messenger RNA, 2608 nt
Organism: Caenorhabditis elegans
Lineage: Eukaryota; Metazoa; Nematoda; Chromadorea; Rhabditida; Rhabditidae
Source: the annotation of a RefSeq genome assembly